Molecule: messenger RNA, 1224 nt
Organism: Podarcis muralis (Common wall lizard)
Lineage: Eukaryota; Metazoa; Chordata; Lepidosauria; Squamata; Lacertidae
Product: dysferlin-like
Biological process (GO): membrane fusion; plasma membrane organization
Source: RefSeq, a predicted model, not a curated record
GCUCUCCAGGGUUUCAAACAGAUGUCUUUCUCAGCUUUACCUGGGACUUUCAGCAGGCAAAGCAGGUAGUCUCCCUCUGGACUGUGGCCCUUUCCCCGCCUAGCCUGACGAUUGAGAUCGAGCUUGUGUAUGAAUCUCCAGGUCAUGCUCUGAUGGGCAAAUGGCUGAGCCUCUAUGACCCAGCUAAUCUCAAUGCCGGACUAAGGGGCUAUGUGAAAGUUCACCUCUGUGUCCUUGGAGCUGGAGAUCAGGCGCCGGAUGCAGCCCAUUUGCCAGACAGUGGCGAUUUGGAAGCCAACCUCCUGCAGGCAGCAGUAAUGCCAGCAGUACGCAGAGCCAUGCUCCAGCUCUUCGUAUACCGAGCAGAAGAUUUGUCUCCAAGUGUCCUCAACGUCGGGCAGGACCGCAGCUCGUACCAGCCCAUCGACCACCCGGAGCCGCUGCGCCCCUACCCAGACGUGACUACCAAGGCCUCCCCACCUCCUCCUUAUUGAGGCGUCCCUUGAACCGUCCAAAGAACACUGGGCCCUUUCCUUGCUGCGCUGGGGAACAAAACCGUCUUCGCCACUUAGCCCCAACCCCACUUCUUCCUCCCUACCAGAGGAAGCGUGGUUUCUAAAAACCAGUCUAGGAGGGGAGGAAAAAAACUUUGGCAACAAAGCAGCCUGUGGCUUCGACUUGAGGGUUUUGUCAUAGUUUCUGCUGCGAAUCCAGAGCGCACCUUGGACAACGAUGUUUUAAAGUCCGUCCCCCCCCCCCCGAUCCCAGAAAUGUCAUAUGUACAACUCUCUGCAAUUUCCUUCUGCAAUAGCAAAGUUCUCUGUAUUUUUUCCCAGCCACAUUGAUGCUGAUCGAUUCAGCCUCUCAAGGCUACCCUGGGAAGAGUACCCCCCCCAAUAAAAUAGUCCCCCCCCUCACUAAGAGACUCAGCAAGAGAGUUGUUAGCUGGAGGAUCUGUCUGCUUACAGGAGCCAGCUAAUAUUAUUUCCAAAGAGCAAUCCAUGCCCUCGCCCGUUGCUGCAACUGUGCCAUUUUUCUGCCGAUGAUUUGCUGCAGGCACACACCUUCUGAUGACUGCUGUAGGUGUGCUGAUCGUUUUUCUCUCUCAAAAACACUUUUGUGCCUUAGAGAAAACACACAGCCUUCCUUUCUUCCCCUGUUCUUUGUAUGUAUGAUUGUUUUCCUAGAGAAAAUUAAAGAACCCUUUUAAUAAAACGUUUCAGU